AUGGUGGUAGAUUCCCAGACCGCGACAGGAGCACCUGAAACACCAUGUCGUGAAGCAUGGACAGAUGCCCAGCCCCGGGAGUCACCUGUCUAUUACUCACCGCGUUCACUGCCUGGUGCUUCGGCUGAGGUUGGCACACCACAGGUGAAGCUGCCCGAUGCCGAAGGAGCUCCCGAGCAAGCUGUCCUGUGCACGCCCAAGGAAGCUCAGAUUCCAGCUCCCAAUGAAGAGUCUGAUGUGGGAGAUUCUGCAUCAAUUGCCCCAGAACCAGAAUCAAAGCGUAAGAAGAUCAAGCAAAUGCUGGCCGAACAUGGGACCUUUACUGCUAUGGAGAUUCAGUUGAAGAAGAUUCACCAGAAGGAGAGGUCGCAAACCGUGGGAGGUGGUUGGUGCUCUGAGACUUUUCUCCGUACGGAGAAGAAGUGGGACAAGCAGAUGAUAGCCUCUGCCUAUGCAUGGGCUGAGAAAAACGGACGGAAGAGGGUGAACCCAGUCCAUGGAAAGUGGGAGAUACAGUUGGUCCUUGACGACACAUUUGAGCUGAAGAACAAGGAAGUGGAGGAAACCGAACGGUCAGGAGGUCUCACAGUUGAGGAUGAAGAGGGAACACUCUUUGACUCCGAGAUUCCAGAUGUUACCCAGCCCAUGGCAGCCUUGCCAGCGGCACCAGCUGGAGAUGGCAAAGAUGUCACCUCAAGUGUGGGAAAUGCAUCUGCUGUUAUGAGCUUCAAGCUUACGUUCCCGACUGUGACUGCAACAACCACUCCGUUGCAAGUCUUGCCACAGUUUGUUCAAGUGCUCGGACAAAAGAUUGACAAAGUCCAAGCUGAAAUGGACCGUUUUGCAGAUGUUGCUCGAUGUGUUCACUAG
Cladocopium goreaui is the source of this 870-nucleotide messenger RNA. Lineage: Eukaryota; Dinophyceae; Suessiales; Symbiodiniaceae. The record is from the annotation of a GenBank genome assembly.